UAUGUCUUUUUAUACAAAUUAUAGAAAACUAUGGCACCAACAGAAAAAAAAUUAAAGUUCAGUGAAGGAGAGAAGGUUUUGUGUUAUCACGGACCAUUACUUUAUGAAGCAAAGAUUCAUAAAAUAAAGGUAAAGGAUAGAGUUACAAAGUUCUUUGUUCACUAUGCUGGCUGGAAUGUCAAAUGGGAUGAAUGGGUUGCAGAAAGUCGAGUGAUGAAGCAUAAUGAAGAUGGUUUAAAAAAACAAAAAGAAUUAAAGCAGCAACACACCACCUCAAAAAAAGGAAAGAAAAAGGAAUUAAAAGAAGAUAAAAAGGAUGACGGUCCUCCCCCACCCACCAAACGAAGAAAGGGGAGAGCAUCGAAUAUUAACGAAUCUGAGCCGUCUUAUGUCAAUAAAAUCGAGGCAAAGAUUAUCAUUCCGCAAGAUUUGCGAAGAUUUUUGUUAGACGAUUGUGAUUUUGUUACUAGGCAACGCCAGUUAGUUCCGUUACCAAAGGGAGAUGACUUGACUGUUAAAGGUGUCACUGAUAGAUAUUUUAAGUAUCGUGAGCAGCAUCCAGAAGAUUUGAAGAAUGUGGCUACGUUGACUGAAGUUUGUAACGGUAUAAAUGAGUACUUCAAUGUUAUGUUAGGCUCACAGUUGCUUUACAAGUUUGAGCGAACACAGUAUAGUGACUUACUAAAAGAAUAUCCAAACAAACCGCUUUGCGAAACAUACGGAUGCGAACAUUUGCUUCGAUUAUUCGUAAAACUUGGUAGUGUUUUGGCGUUUAGUUGCCUCGAUGAAAGUAGCAUGGAAUUUGUGGUUGUACACAUUCAUGAUUUCCUUGACUUUAUGAUGAAGAAUGCGGAAGAUUUAUUUGUAGCAGAAUACGAGAAUUCCACACCAGAUUACCACAGAAGAUCUGCCGUGUAAAAAAAAUUAAUAGGAAAUUUUUUUUUAAUAUCUUAAAAGAAAUUUAUGUAGUAAUGGUGAAAUUGAUGGAAUAUAUUUCUUUUUUAUAA
Messenger RNA from Hydractinia symbiolongicarpus, 1007 nucleotides. Its product is annotated as mortality factor 4-like protein 1. The record is from RefSeq and is a predicted model, not a curated record. The coding region runs from base 31 to 918 and encodes 295 amino acids. Gene Ontology annotation, biological process: chromatin organization; regulation of DNA-templated transcription. Lineage: Eukaryota; Metazoa; Cnidaria; Hydrozoa; Anthoathecata; Hydractiniidae. The transcript has 2 exons. Gene Ontology annotation, cellular component: NuA4 histone acetyltransferase complex; nucleus.